Ambispora leptoticha is the source of this 1506-nucleotide messenger RNA. Lineage: Eukaryota; Fungi; Glomeromycota; Glomeromycetes; Archaeosporales; Ambisporaceae. The record is from the annotation of a GenBank genome assembly.
AUGACUGUAAUUUUUCUGGCUUCUGCAUAUGCCAUGUCGAAAAAAUACUUCGAACGUCCAUGUUCCGAAUGGAAUAUUGUGGGAUUCUUGAGCGAAUGUGAAGAGAGACAGUUCAAUGAAUUCGAUGAGAAUAUAUCAUAUUAUAUUUCAUGUCUUGAAACUAUAUCUAAAGAGAAGGACUCAGAAGUGGCAAAGGAUUCCCUGAGGUUUUUUGUCACCGGCGGUAUUGAGGCACAGGAUCCUAAACCCGACUACAAAAUUGCGCGAAACUGGAAGUCAGAGCAUACCAAGAAACAAGUCCAUCUCUAUAAUCCGACAUUCGUUGGCCAAGGUAUUGGAACUAUAAGUGGCGGGACAUCUGGAACUAUAAAUGGGCUCAUUGUUGAAUCUUCAAAGAGAGAGGCUCCAGUUCCUGAAAAUCAGGACUAUAAUAAAGUUCCCAAAAGAGCAAAAAUUGAAGAUUGGUUUCGACCCUGUACUCCGCCACAUCAAAUCUAUUCGCGAAAUGCUUACCCUCAUUCGGUCCAGGAAUGCAAUAACAAUGAAUCAUAUGUUUACGAUGAGUCCUCUGAUUUGGAUAAUGGAAAAAAUCACGGAGAGGUCAAUAAUGAAAUUGACAAUAUUGCUAAUGAAGAUAUAUAUCUUUUAUCUCAAGAGACUCCGCAGAAUGUGACGGAAGAUGUCUACAAAAUAAUCGAAAAAUUAAAAUCCAUUAACUACCGAUUAUUUGAUUACAGAAUCAUCAACCUUUCGGAGCGAAAUAUCACAAAUCCCGUUAAUAAAUUAUCAAGUUCUGAAAAACAUACCCUAAAGGAUAUUUGGAACUCGUUAGAGCCAUCUGAUCAAUCAAAAACAAUCCGUCUUGAAAAAUGGAAAAAAAUUAUAAAUCCCCUUGUACAAAAGUACCAAUCUCAUUUAGAAAGUAAAUCCGUAUUCGAUGUAAUUUCCUUGAGUGAUACUAUUGAGGUCGUUCUUGAAAAACCAUAUACCGGAAAAUUUAUUCAUAAAGAACAUUAUGAUCUUAUAUGGGUACAGGAUAUUUAUAAACGAUUUCUAUUUCUUUUCGAUGCACCCACCAACUUACUAUUGGAUCCGGAUCAAUGUGAACUUUCUUAUCGAGAAAAUUUUGUAAAUCCCAUUAUUGUUAAAGUUUUUGACGACAUCAUGGAUUUAAUCAAGGUAAAAACAGGGGAGGUAGAAAAUUUGUCAAACAAAACGCAGAGAAAUGAAACUAGACAAUAUAAGCAACGGGUUAGCAUUGGAUGUUCCCAAGAUGGGAUAUAUUCAAUUAACGUAAAUGCUGUUGUUUUAGAAGUAGGAUUCUUAGAGGUUAUCGGCAAUGCCCUCUACGCUGAUAUCAAAAAAUUAAACAAUGACACUGAAAAAGUGUUGAAGUGUAUGCAAAUUUCUAUUCAUUAUCAACGUCAACACUAUUUAUCACGUGGGGUUACUGAACAACAAGUAUCCUUUGUUGAAUCAUAUGGAAUUGUCGUCUACCGUAAGUAA